This is a messenger RNA of Salvia miltiorrhiza (redroot sage), 372 nucleotides long. RefSeq lists its product as uncharacterized. Lineage: Eukaryota; Viridiplantae; Streptophyta; Magnoliopsida; Lamiales; Lamiaceae. Gene Ontology annotation, molecular function: RNA-DNA hybrid ribonuclease activity; nucleic acid binding. The record is from RefSeq and is a predicted model, not a curated record. The transcript has a single exon. Bases 1 to 372 code for a protein of 123 amino acids.
AUGUUUAAAGGCGGCAUUGGUUUUGCAUUUGAAGCAGAGUUGUUAGCCAUCAUUACUGCCAUCAACAUUGCUCAUGACCAUGGUUGGAUGCAUCUUUGGGUUGAGGCCGACUCUAUGUAUGUCGUUCGCUUAUUGGAGACUUGUUCCAUGGAUGUUCCUUGGCGCUUCAUGGUGUCUUGGAAACAUAUUCUUCGUCUUCUCCCGGAUUUUAAAUUGAUCGUCACUUACAUUUAUAGGGAGGGAAAUAUGCCAGCUGAUAUUAUGGCUAAUGGUGAGAAAUAUGAGGGUUGGUGGCCUUUUGCUAUUAAGGAGAUUCGUCAAGCUGUUGCUAGAGAUAUGUCGACCCAUAGCCAUGUUAGAGUCGUUCAUUAG